AUGAGAGCCGUUCAGAUACUGGGAAACACCUCGUCCCCCCGAAUCACGACAAACAGUUCCAUAGCCACUCCCGUCCCCAAGGGAGCCGAAAUCCUGGUUCGAGUCCUUGCCGCUGGAGUCACCGGCGACGAGGUGACGUGGCCCGAAGUGUACGCAUCGCCAUCUCGAAUCCCUGGAAACGAGGUGUCGGGGACCGUUCGAGGUCUGGGCCCCGAGUACACCGGCCGACUCGAGGUCGGUCAGGACGUCGCCGCCCUCCUCGCGGCCGACCGUGCCCAAGGUGGUCAAGCGGAAUACACCAUGUGCCUCGACGAGGAGGUUUCGCGCCUGGAUCCGACCACCAUCUCGCACGUCGAAGCCGCGGCGUUGCCCAUCCCGAUCCUCACGGCCUGGGAGGCACUCGUGGACUACGGAAAACUUGCCGCCGGUAUGACAAUCCUCGUCACUGGAGCGUCCGGCGCCGUCGGAAAAUUGGCGGUACAGUUGGCUCUGAAACUUUUUGAUGGUGACGACAUCAAGGUGAUUGCUCUGGCUUCAUCCAAGAAUCAUGACGCCCUCAAGCAACUCGGAGUACACGAGGUACACGACUACGACAUCAACCCAAACUGGGAAGACAAUAUUGACAAUGUCGACUUGGUCUUUGACACGGUAGGAGGAGAAGUCUUGACAAAGACCUGGAAGACCCUCAAGAGUAAUAAUGGUGGAACUAUCGUCACAGUUGGCGAUCCAGCCCCGGAGUGGGCUUUCAACAAGAAAAUCAAACCCAAAGAGUCCAUAGACCACCCAGGUGUGAACCAUAUACAUUUUAUCGUCAAGCCAGACUCACACAGACUGAGUCAGGCUCUGGAAAUGGUUAGCCAGGGCACAAUCAAACCGUUGGAAGUCGAGUCGUUCCCUUUUGAAGAGGCAGAACAGGCUUGGGAACGUGCGAGACAAAGAGGAAGGAACAAGAAGGUGGUGAUUACGUUUUGA
Exophiala oligosperma is the source of this 972-nucleotide messenger RNA. RefSeq lists its product as uncharacterized. Bases 1 to 972 code for a protein of 323 amino acids. Gene Ontology annotation, molecular function: oxidoreductase activity. The record is from RefSeq and is a predicted model, not a curated record. NCBI's taxonomy places the organism in Eukaryota, Fungi, Ascomycota, Eurotiomycetes, Chaetothyriales, Herpotrichiellaceae. The transcript has a single exon.